Panicum virgatum (switchgrass) is the source of this 611-nucleotide messenger RNA. RefSeq lists its product as uncharacterized. The transcript has a single exon. The record is from RefSeq and is a predicted model, not a curated record. The coding region runs from base 35 to 325 and encodes 96 amino acids. NCBI's taxonomy places the organism in Eukaryota, Viridiplantae, Streptophyta, Magnoliopsida, Poales, Poaceae.
CCAGAGAUCCAGAGAUCCAGCACGCACCCCCAACAUGGAGGAACGUCUGACUUCUAAUCAGCCGUCCCAACCCCAGCAUCAUCAGGAACGCGGGCCGAAGCAAGGCGAGCCACCGCGCCAGGUCGCCGGAGCCGAAGGAGAUUGGUGUGGGCAGAGCACGAUGGAAGCGGCCAAGAAGCUCAGCGCCGGAGCGGCGGGGAAGAGGAGGCACGGGUCCACGGCGCUGUUCGUGGCGGUGGACUACGCCUUCCUGCUCGCCUUCGCCGGCUUCCUCGCCUACCUCGUCGGGUCCCGGAUCCUCCCCUCCGUCGCCUCCUCCUCCUAGAUCGGCUCCCGCCCUCCGCGGAUCUCUUCUUUCUCUGCCGCCCCCUGUAUUUCGUUUGGAUCCGAUGUGAGACCGAUCCCCGGAUCUUCCCCCCGGGAGGUGGAUCUUGUCUCGUUGUGAUGCAUGACGCUCCUGCGGUGUAAUCGAAUCUCCCAUUUUGAUUAGAAGAGAACUAGAGAUGUUUCUUGGCAACUGGGAUGGUAAUGUGAGAAAUCUUUGCUUGUUCAAUUGCUGUAUCUGUUCGUGUGCUGAGAUUGCUUAGGAUUGGAUCCGGCUUCUGUGUUCC